UACUUGUUUACAUUUACAGAAUCGCCUUUUUAUAUAAGUAUGGGCUAUUGUCAUCGCUUAUGCAAGAUUUUGUAUAUCGCAGAUGAAAUCUUCGAUUGAUUUAUGUGGGGCUUGACCUGGACACGUGUCCAGAUGACAUAUAGGUACCUCUGGAAAAAUCGCUGGGAAGUUGCCCUCUUGGUAGUGACAGUAAUUUUCCUCUAUAUUUGGAUAGAUGGUUUCGGAGCAAACAGAUACCCGUACGAUGAUGCAUAUUUUAAACCAUGUUCUUACCCCUGUUAUGGGCAGUCUUGUAUCGGGUGUCGGGACGUGCAACGACUAGUGACUGUUAAAGAUGUCAAUAUUAUUGACCACUUGAAGUUGAGGAAGGCAUUGAGAAGUUCUCUUUCAAAAGCAGGCAAUGUGUCCGAUAGUGCUCAAAUCUGUAAAAGGCCAAACUUUGAUUUGAAUCAUGACAGUGUUAAAUAUGCUUUCUUUAAAAUGGAGAAACUAAAUUGCUCCAAAGAGGAAUUGUUUUAUUUGGAAAAUGAUGUUUUCAAAUUUAAAAAGUUUAAAAUAGAGGAGUCUAGUUUGAAAAAGUGUGUAUAUUAUGGCAUAGAAAGAGCUAAUGAUAAUUUUGCAAGUUACUCUGAACCAUUGACGAAAAAAAUCGCCCCAUAUGAUACAAUCUUGGACUAUGACUUCGUCAGAAUUAAAUGCUACCUUGUUAAACAAGAGGAAAAAGAGAUAAAAGAAAUUGAAAAUGUUGUAGAGGAUCAGGAAAUAAGAAAUGAUGCUAAUAAUGAUUUAAAUGUUGAUAAAAGAACAAACUCUAGUCAUCUUGAAUACAUACAUGUAGAUGAUGCUGCAGGUAAUAAUUUCAAGUUAGAAGACGAAGGUGUUGAUGAUAACGACGUAAUUGAAGAGAGUAACUAUAGUUAUGAUGUACCACCAUUCUAUCAUUAUGAGGGCUUCGGUGAAUUUGAAGAAGCGGAUUUCGAUCAUUUGUUUGCUCGUGUUGUGCCAAAGGCAGAAGUUUUUUCGAGGAUAAAAAAACUGUCUCCAAAAACAGACUUCCAAACUCGGCCUAAUGUUCUUAUGUUUGGUUUGGAUUCAAUGUCCCAUCUCUCAUGGCAAAGAAAGCUUCCCAAAACAUACAGGUAUCUGAAGGAUGUUCUAGGCUCGGUUGUUCUCGAUGGUUACAAUAUCGUUGGCGAUGCCACUACAGCUGCUCUUAUCCCCAUGUUAACUGGAAAGUCGGAAGAUGAGCUACCUGAAGUUAGGAAGAACACGUUUGACAGCUUGUUCGUUGAUGCGUACCCAUUGGCCUGGAAGGACUUCAGAGAGCGGGGUUAUGUGACACUGUUUGCAGAGGAUGAGCCAACGAUUGGAGUGUUUAACCUGCGCCUAAAUGGGUUUCAGGAUCAGCCUACCGACCAUUACAUGCGUUGUUUCUGGCAAGCCUUGUGGGAUACACAGAUGCGUAAAGACAGUCCGAGAUACUGUACUGGGAAUGUACCAAACCAUAUAUACCUACUCAACUAUACAAAGGACUACUUUCGCAAAUAUGAGAAUGUUUCAAAGUUUGCCUUUGUGUUCGGGAGCGAGCUUACCCACUGGGAUAAUAACCCCGGAGAAUAUAUGGACUCAGAUAUUGUUGACAUGCUGGAAUUCUUCAGAAGAAAGGGAUAUUUGGAUAACACUAUUGUGUUAGCUUUUGCAGACCAUGGGGCCAGGUACAGCAGGGUUCGAAAAACUGUGCAGGGUAAAAUGGAAGAAAGACUUCCCUUCAUGUCAAUAGCUGUGCCGAAAUGGUUCCGUGAAAAAUACAAGACAUUGUAUAACAAUCUACUCAGAAACGCUGACAAGCUUGCUACUCCAUUUGAUAUUCACGAAACGUUAAUGCAUAUUCUUCAGUUAGAAUCAUAUAAAUCCUCAAAAACGAGUUUAAAAAACAUUCCACGUGCAAUAAGUUUAUUUGACAAAAUCCCAGCAACAAGGACGUGUGAAGCAGCUCAUAUACAGAUGCAUUGGUGCACGUGUUUGAAGCAACUAGACUUGGAUGUUUCAGAUAAACAUGUUCAGAAGUCAGUAAAUGCUCUAGUUAGAUUUCUCAACAAUCAAACCAAACAUGUACGCACCAUAUGUGAGCCACUGCAGUUUCAGGCCCUCCAUCAUGCCUUCCUUCUCAUACCAAAUGAAAAGGUGUUGAUGUUCCAGAAGUCAUUGGAUGAGGACAACCGGGUUGCCAACUUCUCUUCCCAGGUUAACAUUGACCACGCUCAUUUCCAGGUUACCAUAGAAACAAGUCCCAAUAGAGGCCUAUUUGAGACAACAGUGCAGGUAAACAUGACAGCUGGAACUUACACUGUGAUUGAGUCUGAGAUUAGUCGUUUGGACAGAUACGGCUCCCAACCAGCUUGUGUUCAGGAGAAAUACCCUGACUUGCGAAAGUACUGCUACUGCAAAAACUAUAAAAAUGCAACAGUAGAUCGAGCUUAACUCUGGUUCCCAGUACUACCAGAAUGCAACAGUGAUUGGACCUUUAACUGGUUCCCAAACCGACCACAGUGCAACAGUGGGCAGUAGUUAAAAUAAACUGAUUCCGGAAAGUACCGAAAUGCUGCAUUGGGAGUGGCUUACGCUGGUUCCCUGUUUAGGUCAAGGUCGAUCAUAAAGAAAACCAUAAUAAAACAGUGCAAUAACUUUAUGCUGGCUCCCUGAUAAUACCUCACUUAACAAUUCAUGUGUUUUUCAAUUAGAAUAAAAAUAGAUUAAGUAAUGAAAUGUUGAUUUUAUUAUUUUAAUUAAUACUGUGAGGAAUUGAUUAUUCAUGUACAUGUUUGUAGGGUAUCUUUAUGUACAGCAUUAUACAUGCUUUAGCAGGAAGUUUACAUGUAUUAGAGGUGGCAUUUAAAGAAUCUCAAUUUGUACUCUUCACAUAAUUUCCAAGUGCCCCAAAUAUUGUAUAACUGCUGUAUGUACAUAUUUUUAUGUAGAUGUUUAAAUUAACAUACUUGAGUAUUAAUUUUAAUUUUCUGGUUUCUUUAUAAUUGACAAAAUAUUGAGUUUCAAUAUAAAAGAUUGUUGUUAAAUAUUUGUACGGUGAUUUUUUUUUUUUUGGUAAACUAUUAAUCUAAAAUCCCAACAGGUUAAGAACAUGUUCAUCUUUUUUAAGGGAUUCAUUUAUUUAUUUAUUUUAUUGUAUUAUUAAACUAGUUAACAUCUUACCCUAAAUAAACAAGAUCAGCAUCAUUUUUCUUUAAAAAAAAAAUUGUAUUGAAUUCUCAAUUUAUUUAGAUUUAACAUUUUUGUACCAACUUAUUUAAAUUUAAAUACUGGUAAUACCUUUUGGGGUAAUAUGUAUGAUACCAGGCUACUAGCAGAAUAUAAUUAUGUUGUGUUUAUUUUGUUCAUCUUUUUUGCAGAUGAAACCUUUUUCAUUGGGGCCAAUAUGUUGUAGAUGAUUAUAGAAGUAUUAUAUUUAUACAUACAUUCCAUGUAUUUUAUUUAUGUGUACAUUUUGUACAUUAUUUUAUAUAGUGUUGGUCAUAAUGCAUGUUUCGGGUAUUUUUCCUACGUAGAUUAUGAAUAUUUUAUAAAUGUACAUUUGUGACUAUGCAAAUGCAUUGUUGUUAUUGGCGUUAUGUACAUGUACAUGUCCUUUUUAAGGAAGUGGGUAUAUGUACACAUGUUAAUAGGAGGGUUCAAACUAUUUUAUGAGCUUUACUUCAACUAAUAGUGUAUAAACUAUUCUGUUACAUUGACUUCAACUUGAAGGGGUUUAAACUAUUGUAUUACAAUACAUGACUUCAACUAGAAGCAUACAUGUUUAUACUAUUUUAUUACAUUGAUUUCAACUUGAAUUUGUUUUAACUGUUUUAUUACAUUGACUUCAAUUAGAAGAGUAUAAACUAUUUUGAUACUUUGACCUCAACUAGAAGGAUAUAAACUGCUUUAAUCUCCCAUCCGCGAAAGGGAUAUAGUUAUGGUAGGUGUGCAUGUGUGUGGGCAGUGGAAGGAGGUUGGGGGCUAUCCGGUCCGGAGCAUAAUUUGAAAAGUCUCUUAAAUUUUUUACUUCAAACUUCAUAUACAGAUAGAUCUCAUUGAGUAGAAAUGCAGUGCACAGAAACCAUAACUCUGGCAGCAGUAUGAUUUUAGUUAUUGCCUGUUGUUCAUUUUUAAUCCCCCUCCAUGGAGUCUGUCUGUCUGUCGGUCUGUCCGUAACAUUUUGUGUCCAGGCUAUAACUUACCUUUGAAUUGAUGGAUUACCAUAUUACUUAGUACAAAUGUUGUUCUCAUUAAGACGAUGCGCAGUGACAUUGACCCGGGGCCAUACCUCAAAGGUCAACGUCACACGAGACAUUUAAAGGUCAGAGUACACAUGCUUGUGUCCACUCUAUAACUUACUUAUGCAUUGAUGGAUUACCAUACUAGUAUUACAUGGUACAACUGUUGUCCUCAUUGAGACAAUGUGCAGUGACCUUGACCCGGGUCAUACCUCAAAGGUCAAGGUCAUACGAGACAUUUAAAGGUCAGAGUACAUAUGCUCGUGCCAGCGCUAAAACUUACUUAUGCAUUGAUGGAUUACCAUAUUACUUAGUAUACAUGUUGUCCUCAUUGAGAUGAUGUGCAGUGACCUUGACACGGGUCCACACCGCAAUGGUCAAGGUCACAUGACAUUUAAAGGUCAUAGUACACAUGCUGGUGUCUGCGCUCUAACUUACUUAUGCAUUGGUGGAUUACCAUAUUACUUUGUACACAUGUUGACCUCAUUGAGAUGAUGUGCAGAGACCUUGACACGGGUCUAUACCGCAAUGGUCAAGGUCACAUCUGACAUUUAAAGGUCAUAGUACACAUGCUAGUGUCUGCGCUCUAACUUACUUAAUGCAUUGAUGGAUUACCAUAUUACAUGGUACAAAUGUUGUCUUCAUUGAGACAAUGUGCAGUGACCUUGACACGGGUCCAUACCUCAAAGGUCAAGGUCAUACGAGACAUUUAAAGGUCAGAGUACAUAUGCUCGUGCCAGCGCUAAAACUUACUUAUGCAUUGAUGGAUUACCAUAUUACUUAGUACCAAUGUUGUCCUCAUUGAGAUGAUGUGCAGUGACCUUGACACGGGUCCACACCGCAAUGGUCAAGGUCACAUCUGACAUUUAAAGGUCAUAGUACACAUGCUGGUGUCUGCGCUCUAACUUACUUAUGCAUUGGUGGAUUUCCACAUUACUUGGUACAAAUGUUGACCUCAUAUAAGACGAUGUGCAGUGACCUUGACACGGGUCCAUACCGCAAUGGUCAAGGUCACAUCUGACAUUUAAAGGUCAUAGUACACAUGCUGGUGUCUGCGCUCUAACUUACUUAAUGCAUUGAUGGAUUACCAUAUUACAUGGUACAAAUGUUGUCUUCAUUGAGACAAUGUGCAGUGACCUUGACACGGGUCCAUACCUCAAAGGUCAAGGUCAUACGAGACAUUUAAAGGUCAGAGUACAUAUGCUCGUGCCAGCGCUAAAACUUACUUAUGUAUUGAUGGAUUACCAUAUUACUUAGUACAAAUGUUGUCCUCAUUGAGAUGAUGUGCAGUGACCUUGACACGGGUCCACACCUCAAUGGUCAAGGUCACAUCUGACAUUUAAAGGUCAUAGUACACAUGCUGGUGUCUGCGCUCUAACUUACUUAUGCAUUGGUGGAUUUCCACAUUACUUGGUACAAAUGUUGACCUCAUAUAAGACGAUGUGCAGUGACCUUGACACGGGUCCACACCGCAAUGGUCAAGGUCACAUCUGACAUUUAAAGGUCAUAGUACACAUGCUGGUGUCUGCGCUCUAACUUACUUAUGCAUUGAUGGAUUACCAUAUUACUUAAUACAAAUGUUGUCCUCAUUGAGAUGAUGUGCAGUGACCUUGACACGGGUCCACACCGCAAUGGUCAAGGUCACAUCUGACAUUUAAAGGUCAUAGUACACAUGCUGGUGUCUGCGCUCUAACUUACUUAUGCAUUGAUGGAUUACCAUAUUACUUAAUACAAAUGUUGUCCUCAUUGAGAUGAUGUGCAGUGACCUUGACACGGGUCCAUACCGCAAUGGUCAAGGUCACAUAUGACAUUUAAAGGUUCUACAUUACACACAAUAUGAAUAACUUUAACAAAUAUAUUUUUAUAAUAUGUUCAUAUAUCCAAGAAUAUUUAGGUAGCCGUUCAAACACCUUGUAUUUUGCCAAUCUCCCCACUCUUGACCAGUGGUUGUGUACAAUUUUGGUCAGUUUCAACGUACCAGUCAGGUUGCGAGAAAAACAAAACAUACUAAAAAGCAACGGUGGGGGAUAAAGCCAUCCUUUGGACUGCCUUGUCAUACUUAUUUUAUUGUCCUGAGCAUAACUUGAAGUUUUUGAGGUAAUGGUUUCAAACUUCAUACACAGAUAAAUGUCGUUGAGUAGAAGGUAGUGCAAAGAUACCAUAACUAUGAGAAACCAUAACUAUGGCUUCAGUAUAUUUUAAGUUAAUGCCCUUUUUUAAAUUAAAUUGUUAUCUUUUAUCGUAAGUCAAAGUUGACACUGUUCUUAAUUCAGCUGGGAAAAUGGCAGUCUGUGACUGCAUUGUAUACUUGACUUUAACUUAUUUCGUUCUUAGUUUUAUUCUUGUCCAUCUUUCACCAUACACAUUAUUCUGCUAUUCAAACAUUUUGUAGCACAGUCACUCUGCCUAUAGCUGAUAUCAAAUUCAUGUUAACAACAAUAUUGAGCUUAUUUUUAUGAGAUACUUCUUUUUAAGCAUAAUAUGCUAUACUAGUAUUUGUGUUGAAAGUUUUAUUUUUAUCAUGAUUGUUCAUCAGUUAAUGAAACAUUCCAGAAGAUUUUAUGUUGACUAUGUUAAUGUUGAUAUUCAUGUAUCCUUACGUUUUGUUUAUUUCACCAUUGGUAAAGUUAUGACAUGAUGCUUAUAGACGCCCUUAAACCUUUGAUUUGUCGCUUCAAGUAAAAUAAGGUUUGCAGUAAAAUAAUGUAAAAAG
Mya arenaria is the source of this 6981-nucleotide messenger RNA. RefSeq lists its product as uncharacterized. NCBI's taxonomy places the organism in Eukaryota, Metazoa, Mollusca, Bivalvia, Myida, Myidae. The coding region runs from base 103 to 2481 and encodes 792 amino acids. The transcript is spliced from 7 exons. The record is from RefSeq and is a predicted model, not a curated record.